AUGAAGAGGAAUUUUAAAAGUAUAAAAAAUUCCUCAACUUCUAUAGGAAAGAAUGAUAAAACUACAAAAUCAAGUUAUGCGGAUGUCAACAUAAAUCUUGAAGAUCUUGAAAGUGACCCAGGAUUGAGAACACCGAUUAUGGACCAUCCUUUAAAAAUUCGUGAUCAAGUUCGGCGAGCAUAUAUGCAAAAAGGUCCUUGUCAACCUCACCUCAAGCCAUUUCCAUCGACAAAAGUUGGACCUCAAUCAAGAGCAUUCAACGGUGCUUGGUAUGAGGAAUUUCAAAAUUGGCUUGAAUAUAGUGUAUCAAAAGAUGGUGCAUUUUGUCUGUAUUGUUAUCUGUUUAAAUCAAAUUGCGGAGGACAAUCAGGUGGUGAUUCAUUUGUUGGUCAAGGAUUUAGAAAUUUUAAAAAUGGAAAAGCAAGACUCUAUACUCAUGUUGGAGGUCCAUCUAGUGUUCACAAUCAAGCUAGGAAAAUGUGUGAAGCGUUAAUGAACGAAAAACAACAUAUUCAAACAUUUUUUGAAAAACAUUCAAAGCAAGGUCGUAGUGAGUAUCGAAGUCGUUUGGAAGCAGUAGUUGAUUGCAUUCGUUUGUUAUUGCGACAAGGGCUUGCUUUUCGUGGUGAUGAUGAAUCUGGAGACUCGAGUAAUCAAGGUAACUUUCUUGAUAAGAAUUUAAAAUUAACAUCACCUGAUAUUCAGAAAGAUAUUGUGAGGGCUGCAGCUUUUGAAACACUUGAUAUCAUUAUUAAAGAAAUUGGAGAUGCGUUGCUUUCUAUUUUAGUUGAUGAAUCUCGUGAUAUUUCAACUAAGGAGCAAAUGGCUGUUGUGUUGCGAUAUGUAGAUAUAGAUAGGUGUGUGAUUGAACGAUUUGUGGGAAUUGAACAUGUGGCCAAUACCACAGCUGUGUCACUUAAAGGUGCUAUUGAUAAAUUAUUUUCUAGAUAUGGAUUAAGCAUAUCUAAAUUGCGGGGACAAUGUUAUGAUGGGGCAACCAAUAUGCAAGGAGAGUUCAGUGGUCUUAAAACUCUUAUUUUGAAUGAGAAUCCAUCAGCUUUUUAUGUUCAUUGUUUUGCUCACCAACUUCAACUUGCUCUUGUAGCUGUCGCAAAGAAGCAUAUUCUAGUUGCUUAUCUUUUUAGUGUGGUAACUAUGGUGAUAAAUGUCGUUGGAUGUUCUUCUAAGCAUUGUGAUAUUCUUAGAGAAAAGCAAGAUGUUAUUAUUUCUGAAGCACUCAAGUGUGGUGAAAUUUCAAGUGGAAGAGGGCUAAAUCAAGAAAACAAUCUUAAACGUCCCAGUGAUACUCGUUGGGGUUCACAUUAUGCUACAUUGGUAAGCUUGAUUAACUUAUUCUCCCCUAUAACUAAUGUUCUUCAAAUAAUAGUAGACGAUGGCCGAGCAAACUCUGAACAAAGGUUUGAAGCAAGUAAUUUAUUGUCUUUGAUGUUAACAUUUGAUUUUAUAUUCAGUCUACAUUUAAUGAAAGCACUGUUGGGAAUAACAAAUGAAUUGUCAAAAGCACUACAGAGAAAAGAUCAAGAUAUUGCAAAUGCCAUGAAAUUAGUGGAAAUUUGCAAGGAAAGAUUACAAGCAAUGAGAGGCAAUGAAUGGGAUUCCUUUCUUAAUCAAGUCUCAAGCUUUUGUGCUAAAUAUAAUGUGGAUGUUCCUGAUAUGGAUGAUACAUUUGUUGCCCAAGGUCGAUCACGGCGCAAAACUCAAGAAAUGACAAAUUUACAUCACUAUCGUGUGGAAUUCUUUUUUGUUGUUAUUGAUAUCCAACUUCAAGAGCUAAAUGAACAUUUCAAUGAGGUAAACACCGAACUAAUUCUUUGUUUAGCUUCUUUGUGCCCUGGUGAUUCAUUUGUAGCUUUUGACAAAAAAAAGUUGGUCCGGUUUGCUGAGUAUUAUCCCAAAGACUUUUCUACUUUUGAGCUUAUGAUACUCGAUGAUCAACUUGAAACUUACAUUAUUGAUAUACGUACUAAUGAGAAGUUCUUGGGUUUGAAAAGUAUUGGAGAUCUUGCUCAAAAAAUGGUCGAAACAAAGAAAAAUAUUGUCUAUCCACUGGUGUAUCGACUUAUUACAUUGGCAUUGAUUCUACCUGUUGUUACUGCUAUGGUGGAAAGAGUAUUUUCUUCUAUGAAUAUUUUGAAAAACAGAUUGCGUAAUCGAAUGGGAGAUCAAUGGAUGAAUGAUUGUUUACUUGUGUACAUUGAAAAAGACAUUUUCAAUAGCCUUGACAAUGAAGUUAUCAUGCAACGAUUUCAAAACAUGAAAACCCGUCGAGGCAGAUUGUAA
Messenger RNA from Humulus lupulus (European hop), 2301 nucleotides. RefSeq lists its product as uncharacterized. The record is from RefSeq and is a predicted model, not a curated record. Lineage: Eukaryota; Viridiplantae; Streptophyta; Magnoliopsida; Rosales; Cannabaceae. The coding region runs from base 1 to 2301 and encodes 766 amino acids. Gene Ontology annotation, molecular function: protein dimerization activity. The transcript is spliced from 2 exons.